AUGGGACCAAUGUUUAUGCCUGAACCUACCACGAACAUUUGGGAAGAAUCUGCACGAGGUUUUUACGAAAAAUGGCAAUUCCCCAAUUGUAUAGGUAGCAUUGAUGGGAAACAUGUCACUAUAAAAUCUCCCAAUAACAGUGGAWCCCGAAAUUUUUGCUAUCUCAAAAAAUUUUCAAUUGUUUUGAUGGCUAUAGUCGAUCCAAGCUAUAAAUUUAUUUGUUUUGACGUUGGUGGAUAUGGUCGAAAUUCAGAUGGUGGUAUUYUAGAGGAGUCAACUAUGGGCAAACGACUAGAAGCUGGUACAUUAAAUGUACCACAAAAUGCACCAUUGCCUGKCCAAAGGGAAGAUACGCCUAUGGUUUUAAUUGGAGAUGAGGCAUUUGCUCUAAAAUCAUAUUUAAUGAAGCCCUUUCCACGGAGACUAUCAAGAAGUGAUCCAAGGCUAGAUAAUUAUAAUUACAGACUAUGCCGUGCAAGGCGUGUGGUUGAAAAUGCUUUCGGCAUUCUUACAAAAAAAUGGAGGGUUUACAAAGGACCGAUWGAGGUAAAGGAAGAAACUACUAAAAAAAUUGUCUUAGCUACAUGUAUAUUGCACAACUAUCUUCGCGUGAACAAUAGUGAUGUAGAUAUAACCUCCGACGAAGAUGAGUCAAGCGCAGGCUUUAGUCAGAUUGAAGACAAUAAUCGAAGAGGAACCAAUGAAUCUUUACGCAUACGGGAAAAAUUUKUAAAUUUUUUUAACUCUUAA
Diuraphis noxia (Russian wheat aphid) is the source of this 750-nucleotide messenger RNA. RefSeq lists its product as uncharacterized. The record is from RefSeq and is a predicted model, not a curated record. NCBI's taxonomy places the organism in Eukaryota, Metazoa, Arthropoda, Insecta, Hemiptera, Aphididae.